Molecule: messenger RNA, 1881 nt
Organism: Pistacia vera
Lineage: Eukaryota; Viridiplantae; Streptophyta; Magnoliopsida; Sapindales; Anacardiaceae
Product: phosphatidylserine decarboxylase proenzyme 1, mitochondrial-like
Exons: 13
Coding region: 188-1567 (459 amino acids)
Biological process (GO): phosphatidylethanolamine biosynthetic process
Cellular component (GO): mitochondrion
Molecular function (GO): phosphatidylserine decarboxylase activity
Source: RefSeq, a predicted model, not a curated record
AAAGCGGAAACGCGCGUCUGAUUGCAGACACACAAAAGUGACAAAACGACAGCCUGUCUCUCCAUUUUAAACAGUCCUUCGCAAUUCAUCGCACACACAAUCUAUCUAUCACUCAAAAAUUAGAGAAGCACUAUAAGCAAAAACCCUAGCUAAAGAGCGUCUUUGCAACUAAAGCCACCAAACGAAAAUGAAAUUUCGGUUUCACAAUAAAGUCCCUAUUUUCCCUCACCAUUUAUGGCAUUACGAGCAGCAUCACUGCCGUCAAUUUUCUCCUUCAUUUGUGAAGAAGCUCUUUACAACGUCUCAAGCCCGUGCGUCUUCAAGUGGUGGCACAAACAAUGGUCAAGGCAAUAUUUUCCUGGUACCUGGUGCCACGGUUGCUACUUUACUUAUGCUUGGUGCUCUUCACGCUCGCAGGCUCUAUGAUGACAAGAAGGUUGAAGAGGCACGAGAGAAAGGGGCUGACAUUGAAUUCAAACCUGACGUAAAAGCUACAUUUCUGAGAAUGCUACCUCUUCGUUCAAUUUCUAGGUUUUGGGGUUUCCUGACAAGUGUGGAAUUUCCUGUCUGGAUGCGUCCAUAUGUUUAUAAAGCAUGGGCUCGGGCAUUCCAUUCAAACCUGGAAGAAGCAGCUCUGCCUCUGGAUGAAUAUGCUUCUUUAAGAGAAUUCUUUGUUCGUACCCUGAAACAAGGUUCCAGGCCUAUUGACCAGGAUCCUAAUUGUCUGGUUAGUCCUGUAGAUGGUACUAUUCUAAGAUUUGGAGAGUUGAAAGGGGUUGGUGCUAUGAUUGAGCAAGUUAAAGGGUUUUCAUAUUCCGUUUCUUCUCUUCUUGGUGCUAGCACCUUUCUUCCCACGAUAGCUGAAGGUGAAAUGCAUGAAGAGACUGGUGAACAAGAAAGCAUUCUUACAGACAACACUAAGAAGUCAUGGUGGAGAAUUUCAUUAGCUUCUCCCAAAGUCCAGGACAACAUGUUAGCACGUCCAAUGAAAGGCCUUUAUUACUGUGUGAUAUACUUAAAGCCUGGAGACUACCAUCGAAUACACUCACCAGUUGAUUGGAAUGUUCUAGUUCGUCGGCAUUUUUCAGGUCGCCUCUUUCCUUUGAACGAACGUGCAACAAGAACAAUUAGAAAUCUUUAUGUGGAGAAUGAAAGGGUUGUGCUUGAAGGUCUGUGGCAAGAAGGGUAUAUGGCAAUUGCUGCAAUUGGAGCAACUAAUAUUGGAUCAAUUGAGUCAGAACUUCUAGGCCCAAGGUCACUGUAUGCCACCAAGACACUUUUCAUUGAACCAGAAUUCAAGACAAACCGGCCAAGAAAGAAGUUAUUACACUCAGAGCCUCCAGAACAACGGGUGUAUGAACCUGAAGGUGUUGGAAUGAUGCUUAAGAAAGGAGAUGAGGUGGCUGCCUUCAACAUGGGAUCAACGGUCGUGCUUGUCUUCCAAGCCACGACUUUGAAAUCACUUGAAAGUAAUGAUACUUUGUCAGAGUUCAGUUUUAGUAUUAAACGUGGAGAUAAGAUUCGUGUUGGAGAAGCACUGGGGAGGUGGCAAGAUUCUUGCAACUGAUCAUAGUGGUAUACAAUUGAAUAUGUGUGCUCUAAAUAUGAUGCUGCUCUGAUGGGCAUGAGUUUUCUAUUAGUAGUAAGGGCGGGAAUGAUGCUUGUGCCAUAGAGCUCUUGGUUGGCUUGAUGUUGAACAAAGGAAAAGCUUAACUUGGUAGUCUACCAAAUUCUGUUUGGCUUGACUAGGCCUUUAAUUGGGUCAUAAACUGAGAUUAUGCCUGGGUUAUUGGUUCUAGAUAUUUUUCAAGAAUCUGAUUGAGCAGAAAUAUUCGAAUGAUGUAAUUGAUAAUAGAUGAUUUUCAUUUUCUUUGAUGGCUA